Molecule: messenger RNA, 3897 nt
Organism: Oryzias latipes (Japanese medaka)
Lineage: Eukaryota; Metazoa; Chordata; Actinopteri; Beloniformes; Adrianichthyidae
Source: RefSeq, a predicted model, not a curated record
CCCGAAAGGGACAAACAGAAGAAGAUGAAUGAAUUUCUGGUUUUUACUUUCAUUUAUAAUUAUGCUUCACAAAUGUUUGCAUAGAAGAGACCUAAGAUUAAAAUCCAGAAAUGCUUCCACCUUUUAGGACCGAACCAGCUUGUUUACACAGGUAAGUUUUACAAGUAUGAAGGUUUACCAUAGAUAAUGAUAUACAGAUACUUCCAUAUCAGUCUGGUCCUCAGGUCUUUGCUGCCCUGUUGCACAAACUUUGUGUCUCUCCUGAACUGACCAAAGUGCACCUCUGGCAUGUUGGUCCCAAACGAAUCACCUCAGACUCUGGAGCUCAGGGAAAGGCCUCCUGGUGUUCAGUCAGAACUCAACAUGGUUAAGUAUUGUUUCAAUUUAAUGCUUCCAAAAUCUGUUUCCUCCCCCCAAUUUUUUGAAAGCAAGCUUUUAAUCCAGACUAAAACCGAUUUGUCCUCCUCAGAUGACAGAUGUCUCCUCUUUAAAAAAAAAGACUAUCAAUCACUGCUUUGAAUUAGCUUUUUCUGUUUUUAAUAAAAUUAUUGUUUUUGUUUGUUUUUUGGCUAUAAUUUAUUUUAUGCUCUAUAAAGUGGUUUAUUACUGGUGUGCUAUUCAAAAGAAAACACUUUUCCUUUUCUGAGCUGCAAUUUCUUAAAAUAUUAUCAAACCCUCAGAUUUUUUGGCUUAUUAUAAAACUAUAUAACAAAGCAGAUUUUGAUAACAUGUAAAAAGAAGAUCCAAAAUGUGCAAGUACAUUUUAAUUCAAUAUAUUUAAUUAAAAUGCACUUGCACAAAAUGCACAAGACAAUAUAAUAGAUGAAUACGUGAAAAUAUGCUUUUUCCCCCCAAGUGUUUUAUUAACAGAGCAAUGAAUACAUUUUUUUUAAAUGGUCAGAAAGUUUUAAUUUGGGUGAACAUUAAACGAACAGUGAAGGAGUUUGAACUGAGGAGGUCUCUGUGUUCACUCUCAAGGAUGCGGGGUCACGUGAUUUGAGAAGCACAAGGCGUCCUUCAGAAAAGUGAGUGGGGGCUUGAAUCAUGGAAAUAAGCAGCUCACUUUUACUGUUGGUUAUUGGAUACUGGUCAUUUUCCACUGAAGAAAACUCCGCAGCCCAAACUUUUGGUUACUCUGCACUACACUUUGCGUCGGGCUCCGCUCCGGUUACAUAUAAGUAACUUUUCUCCUCGUGUUCGGGCUCUCAGAUACCCCACGCCUCUUUGGCGGCUCAACGCCGCAUCCGGCAGAGGAGAGGAACCCGCGGACACAAUGAGGCAGUGUGUCCGUCCGCGCCUCGGAAAAGGCAGAAGGAUGCGAGGAGAACUCACUUCUGCACGAAUCUGGAACGCUUUGCUCCACUGCACCGAGAGAACCGAAGAAUGAAGCUUUCAACUGUGUUUGGGAAGUUAUGACUAAUGCAAAGACUAGACGGUAGACCUUCGAUGUGAAAGCCAGAAAUUAAGAAUGAAGUCCAAGUAUGCCAUCCUCUUCAUCUGUGUUGUGGCCCUGGUUAUCAUUGAAAAGGAGAGCAGUAUUUUGUCAAGGGUCUCUGAUAAGCUGAGCCAGAUGCACAAUCCACACCAGACUCCAGAGACUCUUCAGGAUUACAGCAACACGACAGCUAGAAGCUCCUUCACAGUUCUCAAAGUGCUGCUUUCAAAACUGCCUUCAACCAAAGGAAAUUUCUCAAAUUUUUCAGAGGAACAACCCGAGGAGGUGGACAACGUAGGCAACAGCUUAGACCACAAGCAUGUCCUACUCAUGGCCUCCACACGAACGGGCUCUUCGUUUGUAGGAGAGUUUUUCAACCAGCAUGGAGAGAGCAUGUUCUACCUGUUUGAGCCCCUGUGGCACGUGGAGCGCAUGCUUUUCCCAGAUGUGGAGGCAAACAACGGGACAUUGUUGCCCGAGAUCUACCGGGAUAUAAUCCAGGCACUCUUCCUUUGUGACUUCUCUCCGCUUGAGAAGUUCAUUUCUCCCCCACCUCAAGACCACGUCACUCCUGAUCUUUUCCGCAGGGAGUCUAGUAUGGCACUCUGUGAGGAACCUGUCUGCACUCCUGAAAUUAAGGAGGUUUUUGAAAGGUAUCACUGUAAGACUCGACACUGCGGGCCUCUGAACUUGACUCUUGCGUCUGAAUCCUGUCUUUCUAAACAAUACCGUGCCAUCAAGACAGUUCGUGUGCGACUGCUGGAAACUUUGCAGCCUUUGCUGGAGGACCUCCGUCUGGAUGUCAGAAUUAUUCAGCUGGUUAGGGAUCCACGAGCCAUUUUAGCAUCACGCAUGGUGGCUUUUUCCUCAAAAUAUCAGACAUGGAAGACCUGGGCUCAGGACGGCCAAGUGCCAGAGGACAACGAGGAAGUAAAGAGGCUCAAAGGAAACUGUGAUCAGCUGAGGAUUUCUGCGGAGAUGGGACUAAGCCAGCCUCCCUGGCUGAGGAGACGUUACAUGUUGGUGCGUUACGAAGAUAUUGCAAGAAACCCUAUGCAGAAGGCGGAGGAGAUGUACAAAUUCACAGGGAUACCGUUCAGUUCCCAAGCCAGGGAGUGGAUUCUGAGGAACACACAGAGCGUUCAGGAAGCGAGUGGGAUUUACUCCACCCAGAAAAACUCAUCAGAACAGGCAGAUAAAUGGAGAUUUAGCAUUCCUUUCACACUGGCUCAGGUUGUGCAGAAAGUGUGUGGACCAACCAUGAAGCUUUUUGGAUACAAGUAUGUGGAUGAUGAAAAGACACUGGUUAAUAAGUCUGUCAGUUUGCUUGAAGAGAAACAGUUUCAUUAAUAGGAGUUGAAUCUGCAAGAACUAUAGAUACAGUGGAAACAUCGCAGCACAAACCAAAACUGACCUACAAAAGUGACUUAAAACACAAUAUUUUAGUUUUAACAACAUUAAGAGCAUUUAUAAAGAACAUAAUGUUGUGCCGACUUUUUACCAACAUUUGACCUCCCUUUACAAAGAGCCAAUCUUAUUUCAGCUUUCACUAAAAAAGCCUGUUCUUUUACCUUAAUAUGAUGACAGAAAAAUAUCCGACAGGAUGAGAUUUGCUCUAUUUUCAUGUUCAUACACGUGUUGUCAGGGAAAGAGUACAGGGGUAUUAGUGAUAUAGUGUGUUUUUGUAUUCUGUUUACACCUCAGCCAAAUCCUAUUUCUAAGCUAUUAGAUUCCUAUUAAAACAUAUAAACAAGUCAUUGUAUAAGUUCCCAGCACAAAUACCUGCACACUAAAGCAGUUUUUAGCUUUGCAAUCUAAUUAUUGGUUUUUCCCAAUAACAGCCUAAAAAGAUAUGUUAACACAGAUAUUUAAAAAAAUAUUGAUUCUAAAUGAUGAGGAAACAUGCAAUAUGCCUUACCUCAGUUGUUGUCAGCAUUACAGUAAUCUUAUCAUUUGCAAAAGCCAUGACAGUAUGGACCAGUUUCCCAUUGCCUUCCUACCUCAACACAUUUUUUGUGUUCUUGCUGUGAUAAAUUAAUGUUUUAAUAAGGCUGUGUUAUUUAAAGAUGAAUAUAUUUCCAGAACAGUAAAUAAUUGUGUCAUUGUAUUUCAACUAUCUGUCCAAUAAAAAGAUUUAUAAUUGAAGCCCAGAAAUGUAAAUGUUUUUACCGUUAGAAUUAAAGUUGUGUUCUUUGGUGAAGGUUCCUGUAAAGUUCUGUGAAUGCUUGUUAUUUUAACUUUAUGUUUGACCCAGGUGGUGCUGCAUUGAUGGUGGAUAAAGGUAACCACUGUGACUCUGACUCAAAGGCAUCAUUGUACUCGGCUUGGUGAAGGUGCCAGUAAAACUUCACUCCAAAUGGAAAGGAAUUUGUCCAAGUUAGGUAUUCUUGGAGUUGCUGCAAGUUGCUAACAUUAGUUUUCUGUUGCUUUUUUGAAGAAUAAAAGUGAAUAUUUGAACCUGA